UUCCGAAAUUGGGCGGGACAACCGCCCCUGAGUGGACGGACAAUUUCAACUUCACAACAAACUCUUAAACCGCUUCAGAAUGCAUGGUAGGAGUCUCGGUGUGUCUCAUUAUGAGGCACUAGACGGCUGAUUCCAAAUAUAAUGGCCACACUUCGGGCUGGAUGGCUUCUGUCCAUCUUGCUGGUCAACCUGCCGACUUGUUUUGCUGGUCCCCCUGCUCCUCCCCCUGCUCCUGAGUGCUAUGUGCCAUGUGAUGAGAAAAACUGUAGAGCAGAUAUUCACUGUACUUGGGAUGCAGGGCUGGAACCUCAAAUCUCCACGAACUACAGCCUGCACUGGAAGCCAGCAGAGAGCAAGGAUCAGCAUAUGAUCAGUGGGACCAGUUUUAGUGGGUAUAUCCAACGUGUACACUUUGUCAACGAUGAACUUCGUGUUUGGGUCCAAGCAAAGAACCAGCACGGUUCAGCCAAAUCACGGGAGGCUGUGUACAUCCACAAGCCACCCCCUCCUAAAGUCACACAGAACCACCAGGAGCCGUUUGAGAUUGACUGGAUUUUCACCUGUGAUCAGCUGCCACUCUCUAUGGGACACUGUGAUGUUCGAUAUCGGGCUGAGGCAGACCAACUCUGGCAGGAGGACGAGGGCGGAUUCUAUGGCAGCUAUACACUAGACAGCCCCAAGCCCUGCACAGCCUAUGAAUUUCAAGUUCGCUGUGCUUGUGGCACAAGCUUGAGGAGUGACUGGAGUGCAAUCCACAGAAUACAAGACACGACGACCCCUGUUGGAGAGCUGGAUGUAUGGAGGGACUGUGGGAUAUCCCCUGCAAGCUUUGACUGUGUUCUGACCUGGAAGAGGCUUCCUGCAUCUCAGGCUUGUGGUCGCAUUCUGGGAUAUGAAGUCAAACUGUCUUACAAUAACGGCACAGUGUUAGUGAAUGUGUCCACAGCUGAGCCAAAGGGUCAGUUAGUGUGUGAUGAGAUGCAAUGCCACUUCACUAGCUCUCUAAAGGAUGCGUCAUCAGUCAGUGUAUCAGCCUACAAUGCCCAUGGUGCCACAGUGCCUUCUUACCUGGCUAUGCCAGUAUCAGGUAAAGAAAAAAAUGCCCAAGUUGUUCACCUCGAGAUGAAUGAAGAGAACCUCACGGUGUUCUGGGAUCUGCCCUCUCGGCUCUCUGACAACCUGAAGGAAUAUGUGGUGCAAUACAAACAAGCAGGAAGUCCUCCAGGGCAAGAAUUUGACUGGGUCAAAGUGAACAAAAGCAACACAACAGCAUCUUUUAAAGGUCAAUUCAAAAAGUACACACCCUUCCAAGUGUCACUGUUCACAGUAUCGCACAGCAGUAAAGUCCUUCACCUUUCAUCAGUUACAGGAUAUUCUCUUCAGGGAACCCCCUCCAGAGUGCCAUCAUUUAAGGUGAUUUCCAUCGCUGCCACUGAUGUGACCCUGCUCUGGGAGCCUGUUCCACUGCCCAAGCAGCGUGGGGUGAUCCUCUACUACCAGAUAGGAGUAGACAAACACCAUGUGUACAAUGUGAGUACGUCUCCACAGCAUGAAAAUAAGACAUUCAGUCAUCAGUUGUCGGACCUCAGCCCAGGCCAGGAGUAUGAGGUGUGGGUAAGAGCUGUGACUGCAGUCGGGCCUGGAGAAAUGGUCACCACAAGGUUCAAAACACAGCACCAUGAAUAUUUUGCAUACCUCACAAUCCUGGUUGUAAUUUGUCUGAUUGUAAUAUGUGCUGUUGUUGGUUUUGUCAGUGCUUGUCGAGAAAGAAGCAAAGCGUGUCCACUGAUGCCCCCUUGUUACUCUGAUAAAGUGCCAGAUCCUCGCAAUAGCUGCAUUUUCAGAGAGAUGAAGCAGCAGAUUAAUGACCCCAUGGCUUGCAUCCGUGUUCCCAUCCAUGAGCCACAUCCCAAGAUCUCUCUGUUGGAGGUUGUGGAGGUUGAGCCCUGGGCUUCUAAAUCCUCCCUAGAGAAAACCUCAGAUGUUGACGGAUUAACUAGACCAGUGGUUGGAAAUGGGAGCUCACAGAUGGACUGCCAAUAUGAUCAAAUGGAGGAUGCUGUCACAGAGGAGUGUCAUAGGACAGACAUCAUAUGUGGAAGAGAGGCGUACAGUAAAAUGGUUGACUCAGAUGAGGAGAGGGACAGAGAAGAGGAGGACAGGAAAGACUGUUGGAGCUCAUCAGAGGAAGAACAGUGCACGUCAGGUUACGAAAAGCACUUCAUGCCAACUGCUUCAGAAAUACUGGAAGUUUCAUGAUGUCUCCACGUUGAAUCAUGGACAUUCUCAGAUGUGUGUUGGAAUUUGCAUAAAAUGUGCAGGAAAGGUGCUAACCUUCUGGACAGACUUCUGUGGCCUCUCUCUGCAGGACCCUGGAAAGUAGACUCACGUCAUUGGAGAGAUUUGUCUACUAGACCUAAUGAAAAUCAGCCAGUCCCUCUCUCUACCCUGGCUGCCACCGUUUGCAUGUGUUUAUUUUGGUAUUUGGUUUGGGUGCAUGUGAUUAUUGUUUGUUUUGCCAUAUGGUGUUCACUUUUCCCAUUUCAGGUAGAACUCAGGUAUACUAAGGUGCAGUUUUGUCUUGCAUUUAGCCUGGUUGUGAGACCAGGGAAAAAUAAGAACAAAUGCACAGAUAAACUGACAAUUUACCGGAUGUGCAGAGCCCUAGUAUAAAGUAUGCAUAGUUUGGGAUUUCACUGAAGGUGAUAGCGUGCGCUCAUAUACAUGAUUAUGUAUUAGCAUAUGAGGAAACAAUACAAAAGUCUGUGUCAAAUGUUAGAGGCAUAUAGUUUGUAUAUAUUAAAUCCUAGAUGAGCUUGUGAAUGUGUACAAAUGUGAAUCAAAAAUGUCGCUACAACCUCUAAAUUGAUUUAAAAACAACAAGCUAGUAGCUUGUUAAAACUCUUGCUGUUUUGAUCCCACUGAAUAUAAAUGUUAACACAACUUCCCUGUAGGCAAAUUGUCCACAUCCGUAAUUUUUUGUUUACAUUGCUGCACCUUAAAUGUUUUAGUAGUAAGUAAUACAUUUGACUUACGCACAGCUGUUGUAUGCGAUUGAAUAAAGAAUUUAAAUAGG
This is a messenger RNA of Chelmon rostratus (copperband butterflyfish), 3076 nucleotides long. RefSeq names its product interleukin 12 receptor, beta 2a, like (gene il12rb2l). The record is from RefSeq and is a predicted model, not a curated record. Gene Ontology annotation, cellular component: signaling receptor complex; external side of plasma membrane. Gene Ontology annotation, molecular function: cytokine receptor activity; cytokine binding. NCBI's taxonomy places the organism in Eukaryota, Metazoa, Chordata, Actinopteri, Chaetodontiformes, Chaetodontidae. Gene Ontology annotation, biological process: cytokine-mediated signaling pathway. Bases 142 to 2259 code for a protein of 705 amino acids. The transcript is spliced from 15 exons.